GAGACAGUGCACUCUUUCCAAGCGUGGAUCACCUGAUUCACCGGAACGAAAGAGGGCGGUUCAUCGUUUGUCUGAUUUUGGGGACUGGUCGCACGUGCCGCCAAAACACUCGUCGUCACGAUUCAACGCGCCUCUUCCUUUGAUGGCAUUUCCGGCUUGAUAUCAGAGCGGCAACACACCUUUCAAACAACUGAACUGCACGUGCCUUCCUACGCUGCCAGAAGUUGUAGUUCCACUUCUGGUUGGCGUUCAAGUGAAAUACAAACAAGAAUGGAGCGUGAAUUCACCUUUAUUUCUGCUGUCCUCCUCGCCACAGCAGGAACAACAUCCGCUGUGGCUGGAGCCCGUUGCCACUUCUCCGACGUGGAUCUAGAUGCCCUCGUUUCCGACAUGCUGGACAAGAUGCCCGAGGAGUGGGCGAUGCAACCAGGUUUUACAAAGACACUCAUUCCGGGAGUCGAGAUUGGCGGCGCCAACGUCACAGGAUUGCACCUUCUGCGGCGCUACGGACCACUGCUACCUUACUGUGACAACGGGACCCGAAUGAUUCAUUUCGAUCUCGUUAACCGGGGAGGAGGCAUUCAGAUCUCGUUUCCGUGGCAAUUAUUUUGCUCGGGUAAUGGUGGUAUUGUUGGACUGGCGGUAGGUUUUACGAGAAUCACGGUCCCCCUUCGGAUUGACGGAUCGGGGACCGAUGCCAAGCUCUCGUUGGAAGGUCCCGUGACUCCUGUGGCCAUCGAAGGCAUUCACCUCAGGCUCACCGGCGCAGGAACCCAGUUGGAGGAAGCCUUUGCCAUGAUUGGCAAGCUCGCACCAACGCACCAACGUGAAGAGUGGAACCGCUUGUUUUUCACUACCAUGUAUGAUGUUUUCGGAAAGACUCUGGAUUAAAGCCUAUUA
This is a messenger RNA of Dermacentor albipictus, 900 nucleotides long. The record is from RefSeq and is a predicted model, not a curated record. NCBI's taxonomy places the organism in Eukaryota, Metazoa, Arthropoda, Arachnida, Ixodida, Ixodidae.